AUGACGACUCUUGAGGAUGGAACUUCUACACCCGCCAAGAAAAGGGGCGCAUUUAAGAUAAAGAAGUCUGUGCGAAUCGAAGUGCCGGUUGCUCCCGUCACGAAGGCCGCCAAGCACGAGAAUGACAGCCGCUCGAUGUGCCCAGAAUCUGGGAAAUCAGUCGACUACAAUUCUGCCUUCCAAUACAAUCUCGCUUGUCAAUUUUACACCGAGGACUAUCGCCGUGCGGCCGAGGCUCAUCGUCAAGUACGCAAAUACGUCAAGUCAUGGGUGAAGCCCGGGAUGAAAAUGAUCGACAUUUGCUCGCAACUCGAAGCCACUUCGCGGCGGCUAAUCGGCGAAAUGGGACUUGAAGCUGGACUGGCCUUUCCCACCGGCUGCUCGCUGAACAAUUGCGCUGCACAUUACACCCCGAAUGCGGGCGACGAGACUGUGUUGCAGUACGGUGACAUUUGCAAGAUCGACUACGGUAUCCAUGUACGCGGCCGUCUCAUCGAUUCGGCCUUUACCCUCCAUUUUGACCCGAAGUUUGAUCCAUUGGCCAACGCCGUCAAAGAGGCCACGAACGCCGGUAUUCGUGAGGCUGGAAUUGAUGUGCGUCUCUGUGACAUUGGAGAAGUGAUCGAAGAGGUCAUGACCUCGCAUGAAGUGGAGCUCGACGGUCGCACGUACACUGUCAAGCCGAUCCGCAAUUUGAACGGACACUCGAUCGGACAGUACAGGAUUCACGCCGGAAAGACGGUGCCUAUUGUCAAGGGUGGUGAGCAAACGAAGAUGGAGGAGAAUGAGGUGUAUGCCAUUGAAACGUUCGGAUCAACCGGCAAGGGCUACGUCCACGAUGAUAUGGAGUGCUCGCACUACAUGAAGAACUUUGACCUCGCCGAGCAGCACAUUCCAUUGCGACUACCGCGAUCAAAGGGCCUCCUUCAGACGAUCGACAAGAACUUUGGCACACUGGCUUUCUGCCGACGUUGGCUGGAUCGCUUGAACGAAACCAAGUACCUGAUGGCUUUGAAGGACUUGUGCGAUAAGGGAAUCGUCGACGCCUACCCGCCCCUCUGCGAUGUCAAGGGCUCGUACACCGCCCAGUGGGAACAUACAAUUCUGAUGCGUCCCACUUGCAAGGAGGUCGUCUCUCGCGGCGAAGACUAU
Molecule: messenger RNA, 1152 nt
Organism: Mesorhabditis spiculigera
Lineage: Eukaryota; Metazoa; Nematoda; Chromadorea; Rhabditida; Rhabditidae
Source: the annotation of a GenBank genome assembly